AUGAUGAGAGACAGUAAUCUUCCGGAAGAUAUGGUGAUCACAGAAAUUCUUCCAAAAUUGCCAGUGAAAUCUCUCAUGAGGUUUAAGUGCGUCUCGAAAAAAUGGUUUUCUCUCAUCACCAAUGACCCCAAGUUCAUCGCAGCCCACCUCCAAUAUCAUCAAUCCAAGAACACCAAAUUUUUCUCCAUUAUUGAAAGAAAACAUGAUCCCGUGUGGAAGUACGAGUUGGGAAAGUUUUUGGUUCUCAAUUACGAAUCAAAGGACGCAAUAUUUGAUCAGACUUAUCUAGAGAAAUCAUACUUAUCAUCAAAUAUUAACAAUAUCGUUGGAUCUUGUAAUGGCUUGGUAUGCCUUAGUACUUUUCAUAUGGUCAAUGGCACAAAAAUAAUCUUGUGGAAUCCAGCAACCAGAGAAUUCAGGGACAUUCCGGAUGUAACCUUUCCAACAGACGUCUUCUCUGCAAGUGGUCCUUUAGGGUUCGGAUUCGAUAAAAAUAGCAAGGAUUACAAGUUGGUUAGAAUCAUGAAAAGUUUGUCAACUAAUAUUUAUAACUAUAAUGUUGAUCAAAUACUUCUACACCCCCAUGUAUUCACUAGAGGAAGCAACUGUUGGAGAAGUUUGAAACCCGUAAAGGGGUGGAUUUGGAACGAAAAUAGAACGGUUUUGGUGAACGGAGUCUUGUAUUGGACGGGGUUAACGCCGCAACGUGAAAGUUGCAUUUGGUCUUUCAAUUUGCGCGACGAGGAGUUUCAGACAAUAGAACAACUGCCUGCUGAUUUUGGUGAUGUUGCUAGUGACUACCGCCUUGCUCUUUGUAAGUGGAAAGAUUCGAUAUUGGCAGCGCUGACCACGCCCAAGCACAUUGGCAGCGACCACUAUUUUUGGCGGAUGAGCAGCCUGAAUUUCUCUUGGACUAAGCUGUUCAUAAUCAGUGGCUCUUUGGGGUACUUAAACUUCUGUGGAGUUUGGAUGGAUCAACUUCUUUUCGAAAAGGAUUUUGUUGAGCCGAAAGUUCUGCAAAUUUGGUUGUGUGAUCCCAUCAAGGGAAGUGAUCGGAAAGUAUUUGAGGAAAAUGAUUAUAAGAGUGAAAAAUGGUUUUACAAACUUGAUUGCGUAGCUCAUGAUUAUGUGCCGAGUCUGGUUUCAGUCCAUACUCAGCCAAAUAAUUCUCAUGGCCUAAUUAAUUAA
This is a messenger RNA of Morus notabilis, 1188 nucleotides long. Its product is annotated as F-box protein At5g10340. Lineage: Eukaryota; Viridiplantae; Streptophyta; Magnoliopsida; Rosales; Moraceae. Gene Ontology annotation, molecular function: protein binding. The transcript has a single exon. The coding region runs from base 1 to 1188 and encodes 395 amino acids. The record is from RefSeq and is a predicted model, not a curated record.